This is a messenger RNA of Suillus clintonianus, 780 nucleotides long. RefSeq lists its product as uncharacterized. The record is from RefSeq and is a predicted model, not a curated record. The transcript has 3 exons. The coding region runs from base 1 to 780 and encodes 259 amino acids. NCBI's taxonomy places the organism in Eukaryota, Fungi, Basidiomycota, Agaricomycetes, Boletales, Suillaceae.
AUGGUUGCACCGUGGGUCACAUUACCGCUCCCUCCUAUGUCGCCACUCACACCCACUCCAGCGUCCCCGUCCUGUCCACCUUCACGUGUUGUGGAUGAUGACUAUGACGAAGGCAUAGACACACUUCUUCAAUUCUCGCAACACCCCACCCCACCGACCGCGGAUCUGUUCUCUUCUUCUUCGCGCAGCCGUCCUUCACCUCUUGAAAUUUCAGGAUCCCUUAAGCGUCCUCUUAGCCCAGUCGCAGAUGAAAUGGACACGAAGCGAUCUCGGGUGGAUGGUGGCAAGCGCAGCGUGUCAUCUCCAUCAGGUGGACGACGCACUCCCAUACCUUCGUCGCGACCAUCGCCUAUACCCUUCCGUACCCAACCCUUGCAUUCCCCCGAGUCGCGUCAUACUGAGUCUCACUACGAUCAAGGAGGCCACGGAUUCCCUUCCGUACCCAACCCUCGCAUUCCCCCGAGUCGCGUCAUACUGAGUCUCACUACGUUACCAGCUAGCUGUGGUGUUUCCGCCUCAUCCCCGCCCCAUUGGCCAUGCAUCGCAUACUGGUCCAUCUGCCCCUAUCGCACUUCCUCCCAUUGCCACACUGUCCCCUCUGCAUCAAAUGUCCCUUCGCCAUCCGAUGACCGGAUGAUUCUCGACUCCCACCGUUCCUCGACUCCUCCAUCACGAGGAAAACCUUCCCAGGUCAUGAACCCAGCAGCAGGCUCUCCACCAAUGAAGCCAACCACAUCUCCCGCUCGCUCGCAAGAUAGACCUGCUCCUACUCCUCCUUAA